Messenger RNA from Lutra lutra (Eurasian river otter), 1556 nucleotides. RefSeq names its product RAB3A, member RAS oncogene family (gene RAB3A). The record is from RefSeq and is a predicted model, not a curated record. NCBI's taxonomy places the organism in Eukaryota, Metazoa, Chordata, Mammalia, Carnivora, Mustelidae. Gene Ontology annotation, cellular component: synaptic vesicle; plasma membrane; endosome. The transcript is spliced from 5 exons. Gene Ontology annotation, biological process: protein secretion; protein localization to plasma membrane; axonogenesis. The coding region runs from base 229 to 891 and encodes 220 amino acids. Gene Ontology annotation, molecular function: GTP binding; GTPase activity.
CUUCUCCAGGCGCGGCUCCGCCCCAGGAUGGCGUCACGGCUGUAUCUGCAUGUGAGGCCCCGCCUCACUCUUUGCAGGACGUCACCGCGGACUGCAGGGGCCUGAGCCGCUGCUGCCGCCGCCGCUGCCCCUGUCGCGCAGCCCCACAUCAACGCAGGGGGCCCCGGCACCACCGCCGCCAAAAAAGUCGCUGCCGCUAGGGUCACGACCGCCUCGGUGCAGGGCAAGAUGGCGUCCGCCACAGACUCACGCUAUGGGCAGAAGGAGUCCUCGGACCAGAACUUUGACUACAUGUUCAAGAUCCUCAUCAUUGGCAACAGCAGCGUGGGCAAGACAUCCUUCCUAUUCCGCUAUGCAGACGACUCUUUCACGCCUGCUUUCGUCAGCACUGUGGGCAUCGACUUCAAGGUCAAGACCAUCUAUCGCAACGACAAGAGGAUCAAGCUGCAGAUCUGGGACACAGCAGGGCAAGAACGGUACAGGACCAUCACCACUGCCUAUUACCGGGGAGCCAUGGGUUUUAUCCUCAUGUAUGACAUUACCAAUGAAGAGUCCUUCAACGCUGUGCAGGACUGGUCGACCCAGAUCAAGACGUACUCAUGGGACAAUGCCCAGGUGCUGCUAGUGGGGAACAAGUGUGACAUGGAGGAUGAACGGGUGGUGUCAUCCGAGCGUGGCCGACAGUUGGCUGACCACCUCGGCUUUGAGUUCUUUGAGGCAAGCGCCAAGGACAACAUUAAUGUCAAGCAGACCUUUGAGCGCCUGGUGGAUGUCAUCUGUGAGAAGAUGUCCGAGUCUCUGGACACGGCCGACCCCGCAGUCACGGGUGCCAAGCAGGGCCCACAGCUCACGGACCAGCAGGCGCCCCCACACCAGGACUGCGCCUGCUGAGAGCUGCCCUUGCUCCCUCCCGGCCCCACCCCUGCCCACCCCCUGGGCCCGAUCCAGCCCCGCACCGGCCCAGGGCGUGAGACCCCCACCCCCAACUUAGCCCCUCACCCUUAUUUAUUAUCGUAGUUAUUUAUUUAUUUAUUGGAGAGGUCCCCCAGGGGCUCAGGCUCCCUGCCCACCCCCUCCCCGUCCCGCCCUGUACAUACAGCCCUGUCCCCACUCUGCCGUGGCGUGUCGUGGCCCUGUGAACUCACCGUUCCCCCUCCUCUCAAGACCCCACCUUUUUUAAAAAUUCACCCCUAUCAACAGUCACCAGUUUUGCAGAGGGGGCCUGAUGACCCCCCUCCCAGGGCAGGCUGAUUGGGUGAGGGGAGGUAGUCAGGUCAGCAAGCCUGUCGGCUGUGACUUGGUGGGCCAAGGCCACUGUGGGGGGACCUCAGCAUGGACCACGGGGUGGACCAGAGCCAGGUAAUGGCCUGUCUGGCUCCUCACCCCCAAUGUUUUACCCUUAUUUGGAGGUGAGGGCUGCUGUGGGUACUCGCCACCCUGGGACUCCCCCCCCCAACACCAGACCUGUUCUGACGUCAUGAGUGUCAAACGUGCCCCCCAGAUCCCCAGGAGAUGUCAUAACAACACUACACACACCCAAUAAAGCGAAUGGAUGA